GUGUGUUCUGAUAGGGCACACCUGUAUGCGUCAGCCAAUGGCCUCUCAAACAUGGCGAGGUAAACAAAGAGUAUUUUCACCAAGAAUGAAAUUCAAGAUGGAAGAGUUUCCCUGAAGCUGAAUACAACCACACACAGUGAAAGAUCAGACUGAAAGGAUUUUAAAUCAUUGGAGAAAUGGAAGCUGGUACUGAAUUUGAAAAUCAAGAUCCAAAAGACACGCAUACAUGUACGUCUUUAAGUUUACCUGUGUCCAAUUCAAGCCCUAACUGCCAGGAAGAGACCAGUCAGGGAAACGGGGACAAUUGCACCAACAUACCUGUCCCCAGUUUAAAUUAUACAGGUUCUCACAGUAUGAAAACCUCGGGUCACCAUCCCAGAACACUGACUGAAGAAGAGGCGGCCAAACUGUCGCAAGACACACGUGUUGUGAAUGACUUCAAACAGAUGACUUUAGAAAAAGAGGCACAGAAAAACUGGGACAAGUUUUAUAAAAGGAACAGCACCAAGUUCUUUAAAGACAGACACUGGACUUCCAGGGAGUUUCGAGAACUUAGUGGAUUUGAUAGCAGUCAGGAAGAAAAGAAAAUUGUUUUGGAAGUGGGGUGUGGAGUGGGGAAUUUUCUUUUCCCUCUUCUUGGAGAGAAUCCAAACCUCUUCUUCUACGCUUGUGAUUUUUCUCCAAGAGCUGUGCAGUUUGUGAAGGACCACCCCCUGUAUAACAGCUCCCAGUGUAUGGCCUUCCAGUGUGACCUGACCCAGGACCCCCUGCUGGACACUCUUGUCAACCCCACUGUGGACAUCGUCAGCAUGAUAUUUGUGCUCAGUGCCAUCCACCCAGAGAAAAUGCUCUCUGCUUUAGAAAAUAUUUAUAAGGUCCUCAAGCCAGGUGGGUGUGUUCUGGUUCGAGACUAUGGUCUCUAUGACUACGCUCAACUGAGGUUUUCUCCGGGUCAGAAACUGGCAGAAAAUUUUUACGUGCGACAAGAUGGCACGCGAGCAUAUUAUUUCUCAACAGACUACCUGUCAGAUUUGUUCGCCAGAGCAGGCUACCAGAUUGACAACUGUGACUAUGUUACCAGGGAAACGGUCAAUAAGAAGGAAGGGCUCUGUGUUCCCAGGAUAUUUGUACAGGGAAAGUUCAUUAAAAUGAGAUCCUGACAUGUGUGGACUUAAUAUGUUGACAGUCGCCUUUAAAAAUAUGAAACAAAUGAAAAAUAAAUAAUGUCUGAGUUUGUGUUUCAGAACAGUUGAUAAAGAAAUGGCGCAAUUUGAUUUUAGUAGAUAAACAUUGUUAUUAUUCAAAAAGUAUGGAGAAUGAAAAAGAAAGAAUUUAUAGACAGCUGAAAGUAAAACUCAUACUGGCCAUGUCUUUAGCCCAUUGAAUUGUCGGUGGUUUAAUUGCUGCAUAAACGGACGUUACACCAGACGUGAGAAACGAAGGAUUGCACUCAAAAUUUAAAGACGGAAGAGGUGUCUGAAUGAUUUAAUUAUAAGAUUCUGUAAGAAGCUAUUUAUCUAAUAAAAAUAUGAAUUUCAUUAUUGAUUUUUUAUUAA
Molecule: messenger RNA, 1556 nt
Organism: Lingula anatina
Lineage: Eukaryota; Metazoa; Brachiopoda; Lingulata; Lingulida; Lingulidae
Product: tRNA N(3)-cytidine methyltransferase METTL6
Source: RefSeq, a predicted model, not a curated record